AGGAAGAAAUGGAGGAUGAGGAAACUAAAGAGACCCAGGAUUGGGUGCCUUCCCUCAACUCCUUCCUCUCUCCCCACCCGACUAGCUCACAGGACCUCCCCGGGGCGUGGAGUACAGGACGCUCCGCCUCGCCCGCCGCAUUCCGCGCCCCUUCCGGCCCGCGCGCACGUCGCCCCAGCCGCCGCCAGAAGGGGCGGGGCCUGGGCCCUGGCGUUCAGUCAGCCAAGGUCCCAGCGUGCCCUGCGCCGGCCAACGAGAGCAGAUCCAGUGACUCACCUCCGCCGCGCUAACUCUGCUCGCUCUCUACUCGCACACGCUUACACCCGGCUCGAGAUGGCGGCGGCAGCGGCGGGGGACUCUGACUCCUGGGACGCGGACACGUUCUCCGUGGAAGACCCGGUGCGGAAGGUGGGGGGCGGCGGCACCGCUGGCGGGGACCGCUGGGAAGGCGAGGACGAGGACGAGGACGUCAAGGAUAACUGGGAUGAUGAUGAUGAUGAUGAAAAAAAAGAAGAAGCAGAAGUAAAACCAGAAGUAAAAAUUUCAGAAAAGAAAAAAACAGCAGAGAAGAUAAAAGAGAAAGAACGGCAGCAGAAGAAAAGGCAAGAAGAAAUUAAAAAGAGGUUAGAAGAACCUGAAGAACCUAAAGUGCUAACACCAGACGAACAAUUAGCAGAUAAACUGCGGCUAAAGAAAUUACAGGAAGAGUCAGACCUCGAAUUAGCGAAAGAAACUUUUGGUGUUAACAAUACAGUUUAUGGAAUAGAUGCUAUGAACCCAUCUUCAAGGGAUGACUUCACAGAGUUUGGAAAGUUACUGAAAGAUAAAAUUACACAAUAUGAAAAAUCACUAUAUUAUGCCAGUUUUUUGGAAGCCUUAGUUCGAGAUGUGUGUAUUUCAUUGGAAAUUGAUGACUUGAAAAAGAUUACCAAUUCAUUGACUGUGCUUUGCAGUGAAAAACAGAAGCAAGAAAAGCAAAGCAAAGCCAAAAAGAAGAAGAAAGGUGUGGUUCCCGGAGGGGGAUUAAAGGCUACCAUGAAAGAUGAUCUGGCAGAUUAUGGUGGUUAUGAUGGAGGAUAUGUACAAGAUUAUGAAGACUUCAUGUGACAUUUUAUCUUCUCCUGGUGUCUUCUUUCUGUUGCCCACAAUCCCUUCAACAUGUAGCACAACUUCCUUUCCUUUCAGUUCUGCCAAAUGCUACAAUCAGAAGUGCAGUAUCUUUUGUGCUGGUUAUUAACCCCUUGACACUUAGGUGCUAAUGUGCAAAUGAGGGAACUUGGAUCUUGCUGCCAAGGGGUUAAAAUUGGGAAUCUCCAUUGCUACUAAGUCAUAGUUUAAAAAAACAGACCUAAUGUUGUUGUUGCUAUCUGAUUCCAUAGCAGCAGUCACUAAAUUGGAAACAAAGGUUGCAACAUGGCAAAAAAUUGUGUAGUAUUUACCAGCACCAUUCAGUAAUACAGCCUUAACCAUACCUCCUUGAACUACUUCAUAACUUGUCAAGAAAAGCAGUCUGCUGCAAGGGCAUGUGGUGUGCACCUAGUAUUAAAGUUGCUUUGUCUUAAAAUUGAGCGUGAGGAUAUUAAAAAUACAUUGUGAAGAAGACUGCUUAUCUCAGAGUGAAGAUACGGCGGCUGAAAAGCACUAGUUUGAUACUUAAAAAUUAAAUGACCAAAACCCUCCAACUUUGAAGCUGAAGAAGGUAAACCUCUCCAUUAUUGCAUUACCAAGUUGUGGAAUCUCUUGAAUGCAUAGACUGUCUAGUUUCUAUUUAUCAGACUAUUCUACUGAUGGAGUGCUUCAGAUGGGGGAGGGAAACUCCUUACCUGUUUUAUUUGUCUGAUUUAAGUGUCUGAGAAACAAAAUAUCCUUUGUUCUCUGAGGCUGCAGUGGAUCAGCUUUAACAGGGUUUUGGCAUUUCCUUUCCUUUAUAAAACGUGUUCAGCAAACUGCGCCACUUAACUACAGUUUGGCAAAUUGUUAUGUUAACAAUUAUGACAUCUGCAAUGUUUUAUAAAGCAACUAAUUUAAUAAAGUCACUAUUGUGAGGACUUAAA
Messenger RNA from Kogia breviceps (pygmy sperm whale), 2054 nucleotides. It is a transcript of the gene EIF3J, whose product is annotated as eukaryotic translation initiation factor 3 subunit J. Lineage: Eukaryota; Metazoa; Chordata; Mammalia; Artiodactyla; Physeteridae. The record is from RefSeq and is a predicted model, not a curated record. Gene Ontology annotation, cellular component: cytoplasm; eukaryotic translation initiation factor 3 complex. Gene Ontology annotation, molecular function: translation initiation factor activity.